Molecule: messenger RNA, 1701 nt
Organism: Mycena indigotica
Lineage: Eukaryota; Fungi; Basidiomycota; Agaricomycetes; Agaricales; Mycenaceae
Product: F-box domain-containing protein
Exons: 2
Coding region: 1-1701 (566 amino acids)
Molecular function (GO): protein binding
Source: RefSeq, a predicted model, not a curated record
AUGAGUCCGGCGGACUCUUCGCAACUCGUACCAUCCCCAACGCCGCAAGAGCGUAUUCGCGCCCUUCUUCGCUCCAACAUCGAAUUGGACACCCAAGCUGCCGCGGAACUCCGCUCUGUACAGGAGCACGGGCCGGAAGAGCUGGUGGUGUAUGACGACUGGAUGGUGACCUCAGAAGCUGGGCCGGAGAGAGCGCGACUUCAGUCUGAGCGGAGAAAAGCCGCUGACUAUGUUGCUGCCUGCGACGGCGCGCUGACGUGCCAUAUUCGUCGGUUGCCGAACGAGCUGCUGGGGUACAUUUUCGAGUAUUGCGAGCCGGACCGCGACGCUAAAGUCGCCUUGGACCCCGUGUAUACGCUGAAGAGGUUCCAUGCGCUCGUAAAGAGGCACUUGUGGCUGAUUUCUGGGGUUUGCUGGCGCUGGCACGCGAUUGUCACCGGAACGCCCUCUUUGUGGACACACUUCAGCGCGAAUCUGCAUCUCUGGGGCCACGAGGUGGUCGAGCAGCGGACGCUGGAGCGCGUUCUCGCAAAGUCCCUCGACAGAGGCGUCCCCUGCCCGCUUUCGUUCCAGAUUGGGGCGGUAACGGACAAACGAGCCCCGGAUUAUGUGUAUACGGGCGUGCUCCGCCUGCUUGCGGACCAUGCCCACCGGUGGAAAGUGGUUUCGAUUAGUUUCGACGACGGCAGCUGGCCAUGGCUGGCGCACGCCUGUGGACGAUUGGAGAACCUGGAGGUCCUCGACGUCCAAGUAGGAGAACAGAACCCCGGCGUGGUAUCCAACCCAUAUUUAUAUGCUUUGAUGCCAACAUUCGACUACGCACCCAAGCUCCGGCGUUUUGCGUUCACUGGCGACUUGCGGAACUUGAUUAGGUCGAUGCCCUGGCACCAAUUGGAGCUCUUCACGUACUCCAGCUGUAGCAACGAACAGCUGCUCAAUCCUGCUCUCCUUCGCUGCAUUCCACUGGCAAAACUGCCGCCAAAAGCGAUACUUUGUCUUCGGGCGGUCCUGGAAAUUUCCCAUUCAAGUUGGACCGAAAUGAGACCAGUACCGCCUAUCGCUUGUAUGGUCCACUGUCUGGUCCUACAGCUGUCUCGGACUUCCAACGAGACGGACGACGUGUCUCUUGGCAACAUAUUUGCAUCAUUGUCCCUCCCGCUCGUCUCACAGCUGCACAUUGCUCCGCGGAUGAUUUCAGUCCCCAAACUGCAUCUCCCGCUAUGGAGCCGGGCACAGUUCUCGGCGCUUUCCGAGCGCUCGGGCUUCGGAAUGACGCUGCGGCAUCUAAUCCUGUUUGUGGAGAUUUCGGUGGACGACUUGCUGCACGCGCUCACCGACUUGAUUCAGCUUGAGGAGCUGUGGAUAACCGACCCCGCGUUGGGCAAGCCGGCGCUUAUCACUGACGUGCUUCUUGCCGGCCUCACGGUCGCCUGUUCUGACGUCCUCCUCCCUCAGCUGAUAUCGCUGACGGUUUCCACGCACCUUACUUUCUCCGAUUCCGUGCUGCGUUGCUUAGUGGAGAGCAGAGUCAAGAGCUUGGAUCAUUCAGAUAUGAUGUUCUGCCUAGGGCUCUACUGCAUGGGCCGCGAUCCCCGAAGCGUCGACGCAGAGGUGUUGUACAGGUUCGCAGAGUUGGUGGACGCUGGUGUGCUUGAUUUGGAUAUGAGGGAAGCUAAUAUGGCAAGGUUUUACAUGCGAUAA